GGACUUGGUUAAAAAAAUCGAUAGAAAAUUCAUAGAAAUUCGACAGAAAAUCUAUAAUCAAUCAAAACGUCGACGCUCAAGAAAAUCUUGUAUUAAAUAUUUGAAUCUAACACUUUCUUUUUUAUUUUUUUUAAGAUCUGCGGUCGGUAGAUAAGGGAGUCAAUCUGUUUCACCAGGAUCUAGGGUAAUAUUAAAUUAUCUCUGUCAUCAAGAUCUAAUUGAUUGAUUAUCUGGAUCAUUAAUUAAUACAUCUGUCAUCGGGAUCUAUGUAAUAGAUAUCCGUCGAAAUUUUCCGCCAUUAUUUGAUAAAUAAAAAAUUCAUUCAGGGCGCGGCUUCAAGACACUAGACUCUGAACAAGUUUGCCAACAAAACAGUUAAAUUGCGUUGCAAAUAUUUUUAUACAAUUACCAGACUAUUAUUUAUUUAUUUAUCAUCGUGUGCUCUGCUCUGCUCAUGUUCAUUACUCUCUACGCUGUAAAGGCUAUUAAAGGUCAUUGUUUUCGACAAAACAAUGAACACAUUGCGCUGUAUCUGAUAUUUUGGUAAUUACAUCAAAUCAUCAAAUUAAAACUCCAAGAUGUCCGAGAGUAAUUCAGCAGUUACGGUGACCGGCAACCCCUACAAAAUCGUCGACUGCUCCAGGGAAAAACGAAAAGGAAUAACUGCCGCUUCACUUGAAGACCUGACCAAUAUUGCCAGGAGUAGACUGUCCCUGCCUACUGAUGCUGAUGUCACGAUUGUUCUAGAGCAAGAUGGUACUGAAGUAGAUGAUGAAGAGUACUUUGCGACGCUGGAAAGAAAUACGAGCUUAAUGGUACUUCAUGGAUCUGAAAAGUGGGCCGCACCCGGCAGCGCAAAGACCGCGACGUCACGUUAUAUUCUCGUUGAUAAUGUUGACAAUGCAGGUCGUACUGAUGAAAGUGCAACCACUCGAGGUAAUUAUCACCGGGCGAUCGAACCACUUGUAUCAACAUUACACAGCGAUCCAACACACAUUUCUCUGCUGGGUGGCAACGACCUAGAAUUACUCAGCGACAUGAAUCCCGAUAGUUUGGCUGACAUAGUGCCUGACCGGAUGUUUCUGGAGCAGCUUAAGGAGGCGUCGGGCAGAUUCUUGGCUGAAAAACGUCAAGCCCAAGAGUCAAUGGCUCUUCUCCAGAUGUACGCAAGCAGCGGGGAGAUGGAGCGGGCGUAGGCAAUGUGGGGGGUGGGCGCCCUCACCAUUGCCAGCAUGUAUCGUGUAAGACGUCGAAUUUUUUAUAAAGGUCGACAGUUUCAGCAAACGAUGAUUUUGUUUUGGAAUUGAUGCCCAACCUCUUAUUAGUAUUAUUGUAAUUAUUAUUAUUAUUAUUAAUACUAAUAAUAAUAAUCGAAAUUACUAUCAAUUAAAAUAAAUUUAUUUGAAAAUUGUGUGUCUUAUCAUAACUUGUGGCUAUUGCGCCGAAUCUGUAAGGAAUUAUUGUUAAACAAUUGUCGGAUUAGAUGUAGAUAUUUAGAUAUAAGUACAUAUAUUUAUUAAAUAAUUGAUUGAUUAAAACUACAAUAGUCAUAGUGGAGUAAUUAAAUAUAAAAAAUAGCUGGUAAUUGAUUAUUUAAUUGAGGUAAUUUUUAGAAUGCAGAUAUAUAUUAUAUUAUAUAUAUAUAUAUAUAUAUAUUAAAAAAAAAAAAAAAUUUUCUCUUGAAUUAUUCUUGAAUGAUCGCUAUGACUAAAUGUCAAAGUGCGCGCACCCUACGGAAUUGUAAAAUUGAGACGCUCAGUAAUAACAAGACACAUUGUGUAAUAUUGCAGCAUUUAAAAUAAAAUGCAAAUUAACGGUUACUUAAUUUUAUGAGAAUGUUAUUUAAAUAAUAACCGCUAAUGUCGGUGGUAGACUUGAUUUGUAAUUGUAAGUUUACUGUAAGUCAGUUUUUAAUAGUAUUGACUUUGUAUUUAUUUUUUUAACGCAGACUUUGGUUUAUUCAAGUCUAUUAUUAUUGCAAAUAAAUAAUCAAGUCUGCGAUAAAAACAUUUUUUGUAAAAUCUGGAAAACUAUUCUCUGUGGGCCAGCCCCAAAACUUCCCGCUGUUUUUGAGUCAAAAAAUGGUUAUUUUGUUGUUCAAAAUGAAUUUUUCAGGUACGAUAUCUUUCCGAUUUGAACCUACUUGGCGGCAAUCGAAAGGGCUUAUCAAGAUCUAAGUCUUGAUGAGCCCUUUCGAUUUCCGCCAAGUAAGUUCAAAUCUGUUGGUUUGUUUCAAAGAUAUUAUACCACAAAAACAAGUUUACACGAACGUCCAACCGGAAAUAGAAUAGCUUUUAAUAUUAAGUUAUAAAAUAAAUAAAAAUACAUUUUUUUUUGUCGAGUACUUGAGGUAAUUAAGCUGAGGUCUCAGGACCUCAAAACUCCAAGAUUUGUUGGAAACUCAAACGAUUUUCGAAAAUUGAACCUAAACCAAUAAUGACUUUUUUUUAAAUUUAAAAUUUUCAAAGCGGGAAAUUUAAAAAUAAAAAUAUUAAUAACUGACAUCCCCCUUAAGAAAAAGAUUGUAAAUGUUUUAAAAAAGUUAGGAAAUGUAUACAUCGCUUGGGUAGGUCCCUCAUGACCUUGAAAGAUUUAAUUAACUCCCAAUACACAAUUAACAAUUGAUAAUAAUUAUAAAAUAUAAAUGUAACUCCGUUGGUCAGUAUGUUGUUGGUUGUACGUAGAUUGUAAUUCGGUGUCUAUUUUAUGUUAAUCAUUAUUAUAAAUAAUGUGCGAGUAAAAAAAUGAAAAAAAAAAAAAAAA
Microplitis demolitor is the source of this 2763-nucleotide messenger RNA. RefSeq names its product DNA fragmentation factor subunit alpha. The record is from RefSeq and is a predicted model, not a curated record. The transcript is spliced from 3 exons. The coding region runs from base 579 to 1196 and encodes 205 amino acids. NCBI's taxonomy places the organism in Eukaryota, Metazoa, Arthropoda, Insecta, Hymenoptera, Braconidae. Gene Ontology annotation, biological process: apoptotic process; regulation of apoptotic process.